Messenger RNA from Juglans regia (Persian walnut), 1613 nucleotides. RefSeq lists its product as uncharacterized. The record is from RefSeq and is a predicted model, not a curated record. Gene Ontology annotation, cellular component: cytosol. Bases 133 to 939 code for a protein of 268 amino acids. The transcript has 7 exons. NCBI's taxonomy places the organism in Eukaryota, Viridiplantae, Streptophyta, Magnoliopsida, Fagales, Juglandaceae.
AACAUGGGAUAAAGCUCCAAGUUCCAAGUGUACAGCAUUGGCCAAAAUCUCCCAAUCUUUUUGAAAUCCUCCCUUUAACCGAGGUGCGCAUCAACUACUCAGGCAAUCCCCGCGCCGAAGAACCCUUGAGAGAUGGCCAUGGCUACACAAAACCCUGUGGUUCAGAAGAAAGUCAUAAUACCAAACAAAUAUGGCGAAAAACUCGUGGGCAUAUUGCAUGAAACUGAAUCUCCGGAUAUCGUAAUCUUAUGUCAUGGUUUUCAGUCCACAAAGGAAGAUGAUACCAUGGUGAACCUUGCUGCUGCAUUGGAGAAUGGAGGAUUUAGUGCCUUCCGCUUUGACUUCGCUGGAAAUGGGGAAAGUGAAGGUUCAUUUCAGUUUGGUAACUAUUGGAGAGAGGCUGAUGACCUACGUUCUGUAAUCCAACACUUUUCUGAAGCCAACCGUACAAUAAGGGCAAUUCUUGGGCAUAGUAAAGGAGGCAAUAUUGUGCUACUUUAUGCUUCUAAAUACCAUGAUAUCUCCACGGUUGUCAAUGUUUCUGGCCGUUAUGAUCUGACAGAAGGCAUUGUAGAACGCCUGGGGAAAGAUGUUAUGCAAAGAAUCAAGGAGGAUGGAUUCAUAGAUGUAAAGAAUAAAACAGGAAGUGUUAAUUUUCGGGUGACUGAGGAAAGUUUACUGGAACGACUAAGUACAGAUAUGCACGAAGCAUGUCUUCAUAUUAGCAAAGAAUGCAGGGUCUUGACUGUUCACGGAACUGAAGAUCAGAUCAUCAGUAGUUCCGAUGCAGAAAAGUUUAGCAAGAUCAUACCGAACCACAAAUUACAUAUUAUAGAAGGAUGUGAUCAUGGAUACACUCACUAUCAAGGAGAUCUGGCAUCAGUUGUUUUGGAUUUUAUAAAGGGAGCUUCUUCAGCGCAACAAGGUUCCACUAGCUAAAUACUUCUGUACCCACCAGGAUAUCUAGAAUAAUAUGAAGGCAACAUCAGAUCUUACAGAUACAUAUAUAUAUAUAUAUAUAUAUAUAUAUAUGGAGAGAGAGAGAGAGAGAGAGAGAGAGAGAGGGAGAGAGAGAGCUUUUCUAAGCUUGUAAUAAUGUUGAAUUAACUGUUACUGCAACUGCAAGUGUGUGGUAAAAUGUGAUUGAACUCUACAUUGUGCCUUUUCUUUUAGACAGUCAUGACCUGUGUAUUAGGCGAGGGUUGUGUUGAGUUACUAGGUAGUUGUAAUUUCAGCUGAAAAGGCCAAUUUGUGUUCUUGGGUUGUCAUCUGGGGAGCGGCUCAAGUAUAUAUGACAUAUUCAAGAGCACCGCAUAUACAUGCUAGUUUAGUGAUAGCCAGCAUGUUAAAAUUGAUCGAAUGGUUAAAACCCGCUGCAUUUAAAGCUGAGAGGAGCAGCGUGAGGAUUUUUAACCAUUCGAUCAAUUACAAGAAGCGUGGCAUCCUAUCAUUUAAAUCAGAGCGGAUGCAGGUCGAACUUUUGUUGAAGGGGAGCCUCUUCCCAUAUUCUGUUGCUUGAAUUGUUAAGAACUUCAUAAUGAGAGACCUCUUUAUCCCUUUUGUGUGGAAGAGGAUUGUGGGAUUGUUCAGAUUAACCAGUGUUCUUUGUCCAA